AUGAUAUUCACAACAUUCCCCAAUCCAAGCGCUAGUAUUUAUGGUGUACUCUUAGAUCAGAUUAUCUGCGCUUCACUGGUAAUGAUGGCAGUGUUGACAGUAAUGGAUGACACAAAUCUUCAAAUACCUAAAUAUUUAAUACCAGUCCUCAUAAGUAUAAUCAUAUGCGGAGUCAUUGUCUCAUUUGGUUUCAAUUGUGGCGCUGCUCUAAACCCUGCGCGUGACCUGUCGGCCCGCGUUUUCCUAUUACUUGUCGGUUAUGGCGAUGAUGUCUUCCUGCCCCUCAAUGGCCUGUAUUGGCUCAUUGGGGGCAUUAUUGGACCCCAUUUGGGUGCACUCGUCGGAUCUGUCAUCUACCUAAUGCUCAUUGACAUACAGCACAAAACUUGUGAACACAUUGUACUCCUUAAAUGA
Molecule: messenger RNA, 414 nt
Organism: Oppiella nova
Lineage: Eukaryota; Metazoa; Arthropoda; Arachnida; Sarcoptiformes; Oppiidae
Source: the annotation of a GenBank genome assembly